AUGAGCCAGAAACAGCUCAGUAUCGAGGAAUGCGACCGUAUCCUGACCCAGCCAGGGUCACCUAUGGAGACUGAAGCAAAAGUGAUAUUCGGCAGGCGUAUCAAAGUAUGGAAGAACCAACCCCCACACUUCCGAGCAUACAUCCUGUACAAUUAUGGAAGAUUCAAGGAUCGCACCUUCAUCUCUGCUCCUCUUCCUAGACGAGAGCCUUUCCCGCCUCUGGCCUCUGACGAUGAGACGGGGGUGAAGGCCAGAGAGUACUUGACGUAUGGCGAGACGCUUGACCGAGCUGCAAAGCUUGCGGCGUGGAUGAGGAACAGGGGAAUCAAGCUGGGAGACAAGGUCGUUGUUGGGGGCAAAAACUGCUCAGGGUGGAUCGUCUCCUUCACGGCGAUCCACCUUAUUGGAGCAGUACCUGUGUGCCUCAAUGCUUGGUUACCCCGUGAACAGCUUGUCUAUCUGAUCAAGCUGGUCGACUCGAAACUGCUACUACUGGACGAGGACCGGGCUGAACUUUUGAGCCCGUAUGCGCAUAUCCGGGAGACUGGUCUACCUCCGAUGUACUGCUGGAGCGAGUCGGGCCACCUUCCAUCUAUCGUGGAAAUUUACAACGCACCAAACUCGCGAGGUGUACGAGAAGUAAUGGAUGGGGUAGGGUUAGAGGAGCUCGGACCGGAGAGUGACGGCAUGAUCUUCUUCUCUUCAGGAACGAGUGGCGCUCCCAAAGCGGUCCUCAGCACCCAAAGAGCAGCACUCUCCAGUUCCCUCUCUGGCUCCAUGGCCACGGCUCGUAACUUUUUACGACAAGGAAAACGCCCUCCCACCCCUGCAGAGAUCGCAGCUAUGCCUCCGAGAGUCACGCUCCUGUCCGUUCCUCUCUUCCACGUGACUGGCUGUCUCUCGUGGUUGUUGCGUGCGAUUUCGAACGGGAGUAAGAUUGUGACGUGUAACAAGUGGGACCUGAAAGAGGCUGUGCAGUUGAUCAAGAGUGAGGGAGUCAAUACUGUCGGAGGUGUCCCCGCUAUCGCGAGCCAGAUCAUCCAGUCCAAGGAACUUCCCCAAGACAAUACCCUCGAUAGCGUUUUCUAUGGCGGCGCGCCGUGCCCCAAGGGUAUGGCCGAAGAGGUCAACAAACGCUUCCCUACUGCUACCAUCAUUCAAGGCUAUGGACUGACAGAGACGAAUGCGGUCGCAGUGGCAGUUGCCGGGCAAGACUACUUUGAUCGACCUGAAAGUACAGGCUUGCCCCUACCCACGACUGAACUCCGCAUCGCGGACCCUGAAACCCUCGAGGAGCUGCCCGUCGGACAAGUUGGUGUGAUUCUCUUGAAAGGCGUCAACGUCAUGAAGUGUUAUUACAAUAACGAACAGGCAACGAGGGAGGCGAUCGACGAUGAGGGCUGGUUCAACUCUGGAGACGUGGGAUGCGUUGACGAGGAGGGCUUCCUGUAUAUCAAAGACCGAAUCAAAGACCUCAUUAUUCGAGGAGGCGAGAAUAUCGCGUCGCAGGACGUCGAAAACGCCCUGACAUCCCACCCCCACGUCGGCGAGGUCGCAGCGGUUCCCCUCCCACACCCCAUCCUUGGCGAAAUCGUCGGUGCCGCUCUCACUCUUCGCGCGACUGCUUCAGAGACGGGUAAGGAUGGAAAAGUGAAGGUGACUGAGGAGGACAUCAUCAAGCAUGUGCAGGGCAAAUUGCCCAGGCAUGCUGUGCCGGUGAUGAUCAUGAUCUGGAAAGAGGAUGAUCUACCGAGGAAUAUCAAUGGUAAGAUCAUAAAGAGGGAGAUCAAAGAGAUAGCUAGAGUUGAAUGGGAGAAGAGACAAGGCGUACAGAGGCCCGAGGUCAGGGCUAUGCUGUAA
Messenger RNA from Cryptococcus wingfieldii CBS 7118, 1860 nucleotides. Its product is annotated as long-chain fatty acid CoA ligase. The transcript is spliced from 14 exons. NCBI's taxonomy places the organism in Eukaryota, Fungi, Basidiomycota, Tremellomycetes, Tremellales, Cryptococcaceae. Gene Ontology annotation, biological process: fatty acid metabolic process. Gene Ontology annotation, molecular function: medium-chain fatty acid-CoA ligase activity. The record is from RefSeq and is a predicted model, not a curated record. The coding region runs from base 1 to 1860 and encodes 619 amino acids.